GCGUUCUCCGACUAUCUGGCGAGUCUAUUACACUGGUUAAGUGAAGGAGCUCCAGCCGGACUUAAAGUUAACCGACAUCUGGCCAGGCUUUUAGGGAUAUUUUUUCUCUCCCACAUCGCAGCUUGGCUCGCCUAUGUUCAUUGGCUAUUUCACCUUCUAGAAUUCUUUACUGGUUCUCCCGGCUCCGAUGCAGCUUCGGCCUCCACUCAUCUGCAGGGCCAACUGCAAACCAAUCCUAGUGGCUGGCGCAUAAUUUUGGCCGGGCUUAGUCUGAUCUGGGCUGUGGCUCUCUUCUGGACGGUUUUUCGCUUGGGCCUUUUGCCAUGGCAGCGUCGGCUGAGGCAAGAGCGAUGGCUUUUUCUACGAUUCCUGGCUAAAUUUACUUCCCUCUCCAUUCGCCUUAGUCUGGCCCUGCCUGUCUGCAUGAUGAGGGACGCAUUCACUCUUAGUGGUCUGCAUCUCUACUGCUUCUACAUAUAUGCUACAAGGUUGUUUCGUCUUCAGCUUCUUACCGUGAGUUCAACCUGGCGUCUUUGUCGCAACGAGACGAAAUGGAACCCGCUGCGUUGCAGAAUCGACGCUUUGCCCGACGACGAGGGCGCUCAACUGUUGGCUGACGUCGAUCGCGUGGUGCACGAGGCUGUGUCACGGAAUCGUGGCUCAUCUUUACCUCAGGAAUCAGAUUCUCAGACAGCUAACUUUGAACCCCAUUUUCCUUUAUCUACCGAAACAGUUUCAGCUUCUGUUGCCGGCUUGCAAGUUGGCAAUCCAACAAUUAUACUCGGAUCCACACCCUCUCUCUCAAAUCAUCAAUCCAUGCGAAUAGAAUCGCCUGGUACGCGGAGAUUAGCCAAAAUUGUGGGCCCCGCGAAACAGAUUGAUCGCAUGUUUCUUGCCACUCUGUUGCUAGCUUCAGGCACUUGCUUCUUGCCUACUACUUUGGCUUUUUACGCAAUUUUUGCCAUGGUAAUAUUGUCUAAUAUGCUUUGGCUUAAAUGUUAG
Molecule: messenger RNA, 1002 nt
Organism: Protopolystoma xenopodis
Lineage: Eukaryota; Metazoa; Platyhelminthes; Monogenea; Polystomatidea; Polystomatidae
Source: the annotation of a GenBank genome assembly